AUGCAGAAACGAAGAUCACACACCAAGUCGCGCAGAGGAUGCAAGGGCUGCAAGGAAAAACAUAUCAAAUGCGAUGAACAAGGACCGCCGUGCGCGAAUUGCAAAUCCCGGGGGCUACCAUGCGCCUAUCCACAACAACGCUCCUCGCGCGGCAGCGGUGGUGGUGGUCCCUCCAUUAAAUCCUCGUCGUCCCCCUCAUCCUCCUCAAACUCCACCCAACUCAGCCCCCGCCCGUCCAUCUCGGCGCACCUGCUGCCCAUCGACUCGUCGCCGACGCGGCGGCUGCUCGAGCUGGAGCUGAUGCACCGGUGGUCGACGCGCACGUACAAGGGCAUGUGCGGCAUCCCGAGCGACGCGACGCUGAUGCAACUGGAGCUGCCGCGGCAAGGGUUGUCGGAGCACCCAUCCCUGCUGCACGGCAUCCUCUCGCUAUCAGCGCUCGACCUGGCCACGACAACGGCCGACCCGCGGCAGGUGCAGGGCUACCACCGCGCCGCGCUCGAGUACUACGGCCACGCCACGCGCGCCUUCCAGGACGAGAUGCUCAACAUCACCCGCCAGAACCACUUCGCCCUGUACAUGCUCUCCGCCUUCUUCGGCGUCUUCCACUCCGCCGUGCUGCAUCUGCCGUCGAUAACCGAUGGUGGUGGUAGUGGUAGUCGUAGUAGUAGCAGCAGUAGUAGUAGCGGAGGGCCAGGGGGAGGAAAUGAGGAGCAGGAUCAGGUGAAAAUGCCACCCAACAGCGUCCUGGACCGCAUACCCGAGAUGUUCGCGCUGCAGCGCGGCACCGCCGUCAUCGCGUCCAAAACGUUCAUGUGGCUCCACGAGGACUACGAGUCGUUCCGCCUGGUGCGCGAGAUGGGCGGCGCCCCCGCCAGCCUGUUGGACGCCGACACGCGCCGCGCCCUGGCCCGGCUGGACGUCGUGAACGACGCGCUAUACGGAAUCGUGCGGACGCCGCCAUUGUCGGAAGACGAUGAUGGUUUCGACGACGGCGGCGGAGAGGGCGUCGCGUACGGCGACAUCGCCAUCAAGGCGCUGCUGCACCCGUCGCACGAGACGUACGCGGCCGCCAUCAGCGACCUGCGGCGCUGCUUCGCCGAGCACGCGCGCGGCUGGAUCGACGGCUUCGUCAUGGCGUUUCCCAUGUGGAUGGGCAAGGACGUCGUCGCCGCCAUGGAGCGCCGCGACGACCCCAUGGCGCUGCUCGUCCUCAUGUACUUUGGCGUGCUGCUCGAGUUCAACGGCCGCAACCAGUGGUGGUGCGCGUCGCUCGGCGCCAAGCUGGUCGUCGAGAUUUCCGACGUCUUCGUCCGCUCCGGUAGAGAGUUUGGGCUCGAGUUCUGGGACGCUGUGGCGUGGGCCCGGCGGCAGUGCGGGUUGUCUGUCGGUGGCGUCUGCAUGUCGUCGUCGUCGUCGUCGCAGGACGACGGGAGGUCGGGGGAGGUCGAGGUCCUGGAAUGA
Messenger RNA from Lasiodiplodia theobromae, 1464 nucleotides. Its product is annotated as C6 transcription factor. Gene Ontology annotation, biological process: regulation of transcription by RNA polymerase II. Gene Ontology annotation, molecular function: zinc ion binding; DNA-binding transcription activator activity, RNA polymerase II-specific. Lineage: Eukaryota; Fungi; Ascomycota; Dothideomycetes; Botryosphaeriales; Botryosphaeriaceae. The record is from RefSeq and is a predicted model, not a curated record. The coding region runs from base 1 to 1464 and encodes 487 amino acids. The transcript is spliced from 2 exons.